Camellia sinensis is the source of this 1005-nucleotide messenger RNA. The record is from RefSeq and is a predicted model, not a curated record. NCBI's taxonomy places the organism in Eukaryota, Viridiplantae, Streptophyta, Magnoliopsida, Ericales, Theaceae.
AUGUCUUGUGCUGUUCGUGAGUGCUAUGCUUCAUUUCAAAACAUUAUUAAGAUUUUGGUUCAGGGUGGUCGCGAAAAAGAGGUUAUAGAAUAUAUAUUGACUGAGGUUGACAAACAUAUAGAAGAAGGCAAGCUAUUAACUGAAUACAAUAUGGGUGGUCUUCCUAGCCUCUAUGACCACUUCGUCAAGCUUAUCAAGUUCUUGACAGACAGGGAUCAGGUUGUGAUUCUUUUCCAAGACAUGCCGGAGGUUGUGACAAGAGACAUAAUGAUGGAAGAUCAUAUAAAUAGCUUGGUAGAUUCUAUCCAUGGUGGAUCAGGACAUGAGGGGAUGGUCCCCCUUGAAUAUCAAUUAUUCGCAUCUGCUGGAGCAAUAAAUUUUUCGGUUCAAGAAACAGAAGUUUGGAAAAAGAAGAUCAAACGGCUCGAUCUAUUGCUUGCAGUGAAGGAGGCUGCAAUGGACGUACCAUCAAACCUAGAAGCUCGAAGGCGCAUUUCAUUUUUCUCAAAUUCAUUGUUUAUGGACAUGCCUUCAGCACCUAAAGUCCGCAAUAUGCUUUCCUUCUCUGUUUUGACGCCUUACUACACGGAAGAGGUGCUCUUCUCUCUGCGUGAAUUGGAAGUGCAAAAUGAAGAUGGGGUUUCCAUCCCUUUUUACCUGCAGAAAAUUUUUCCUGAUGAAUGGAACAACUUUCUUGAGCGAGUAAAGCACGACAAUGAAGAAGAAUUUAAAGGAUCAGAUGAACUUGAAGAAGACAAACUAGAAAAACUACGCCUUUGGGCAUCAUAUAGAGGCCAAAUAUUGACUAGGACUGUUUUGAGUACUUCUCUGUGCCACUCGUAUAUUGUAUUGAUCAUGAUUUUCAAAAUUUUGAUGAAAACGACGAGAGUUGAUAGGAAGGGUAAACUAUCGGAAAGCACCGGUAAAGAACAACUGACUCAAGAAUUGGGUAUUGUUAGCCACGUACAUACAGAACAAGAAGCUGCGCUGGAGCGGUUUGGGUAG